Molecule: messenger RNA, 1191 nt
Organism: Tribolium madens (black flour beetle)
Lineage: Eukaryota; Metazoa; Arthropoda; Insecta; Coleoptera; Tenebrionidae
Product: peptidyl-tRNA hydrolase 2, mitochondrial-like
Exons: 3
Coding region: 63-581 (172 amino acids)
Cellular component (GO): cytosol; mitochondrion
Molecular function (GO): peptidyl-tRNA hydrolase activity
Source: RefSeq, a predicted model, not a curated record
CUCCAUGUUGCCUGACAGUGUCCAGUGGCGUGUUUACCUUUCCCUAACCUAAUUUUUUCGAAAUGGGGAUAAUCUCGAGUAACGCCUAUUUGGCUGUCUUUAGUGCAGGUACCCUAAUUGGGGCAACUUCGACGUACAUUCUCUUAAAAUAUUUACGCAAACUGCCGGUUAAUAACAACAUAUGGAAGCCCGGAAUGGAGGAACGUUUUGAGUUUGAGGACCCAAAUGACGAAUACCGGUUGAUAAUGGGCGUCCGAAAUGACCUAAAAAUGCAAAAAGGUAAAGUUGCGGCCCAAUGUGGUCAUGCUGCAGUGGCGGCGUAUGCGAAAGCCUUGAAUCACACUCCUAAAACGCUCAAAAGGUGGCUUAAAUACGGUGGGACGAAAAUUGCAGUUCGGGUUGACUCUGAACAGGAAUUGUUGGAUUUAGAAAAAAAAGCCAAAGAAUUGAAAGUUUUGGCGAGUGUGAUACGGGAUGCGGGACAGACGCAAGUGGCCCCAGGGUCACGGACUGUCAUUGCGAUAGGACCGGCCCCUAAAAGCGUCUUAGAUAAAAUAACUGGACAUUUGAAACUAUAUUAAUUCCUGCUAACACAAUUUGCUAAAGUCGAGGUCAAUUCAUAGUGGCCACUUCCCUGCAUAAAUUUGUAAAAAUUGAGUUGUGUGAAUCCGACUUUAAACAGCCAUUUGUUUUUUAGGGACAUAUCUACAAAAUUGGCAAUUCUGAAAAAGUCGAGUUAGAAUACUUCACAUUAUUGGCAAUACACAUGACGUCAUAACUUGUGUUAACCUGGGUAAGUCUGCGUUACCUUCUUAUGUAUGAACCGCUAGAGUUUACCAAAAUCUUUUGCGCCUGUCACAGUUGUUGACAUUUAGUUUCUUUUGCUGCCAACAGUGCCAACAUAGACACAACUCACACACUAGAUGUGACCAACUUUGCAAUAAAUUAAAUGGCCACCAUGAAUUGACCGCGACUUUACCUAAAUUAUUUAAAUUAUUAAAAACAUGCAAUAUAAGGGUGUGGAGUAGCCCCUAUUUGACUUAUACUUUUUUAUUCACAAUAACUAUAGCAACAGACCGAUUCCUAACCUUAUGGAGGCCGGGAAAUGUCAUUUCCCAUUUCGAUUGUAAUAUACUAUUCAUAACUACAAGGUUUUUGCUUUGCAAAAAUAAAGGAAAUAACAAUAUCACA